AUGAUCGUACCAAAUCCCGAGCAACGGUCAUGGGAAGAAGCUUCAGGGAACGUUCGCGACAAGAUGACAGGAGACCAGCGCUUCGUAGUCGCGAGAAAGCAGGAAGGUCGCGGAGUCUCCGGGGCUCAGCGGUCGAGACCCCGCAGGAAUGCAACGCCGGCUCGAAUUAAUAGAUCGAGGGACCCGGGCGAAUUUAUCCGCUUCGUGGCGGCGAGUUUAAAAGCGGCGCGGGUCUCCUUUGCAUCUCGAUCUCUCCGCGGCGCUGGGGGACGUACGCGCAGGCCCCCGUGUGUAUAUACGCUGGAACGUACAGCGUACAGACAUCGUGGCGAACAGAGAAAGAAGAAGCCGAGGAAGCCAGAGGAGAAGACAGAGCGGACGUUCGAGCGGAGAACCAACCGGGAUACGUGGCUACGUAUACGUUCUGCCGAAGAAAAGUCUCCGCUGGACUCGAGUUUGUUCGACUCUUCUUCUUUGUCGUGUCCUUUCUUCCUUUCUAUCGCUUCUCUCUUGUCGUUCUUCCUCCUCAGACGCCGGCCCCGUGAUGAGUCCAGACGACGGUUAGAUAACGGGGAAUCGCAUUUAGAUAAGAAGCGCGGAAGAGACCAUUGGAAAUGUUCGAAUCCGGGCGGAGGUUCCCCAUUAAGCAGAACCCUUGGUUCCGUGCCCCGCCGCGCCGCCACCCUGGCACGUGCGCCGACCCCGAUAACUUCCAUAUAAGAAAUGUCGCCGCAAUUAAAUCGGGCUGCUGCUUUUACUCUUCGUUCAGUGUCUGGUCUUCCCGUCUUUCCUCGAGGUAAUCGUAACCACGAAGUUCGUGUCCUUGUCGAUCGUUUCUUUUAGAGAAUUGAAAUUAACGCGGGAGUUUGGUAAAUUUGGAUCACGAAAAGGUUCGAGAUGCGGAGUAUUGGUUGACUACGGAUGUCGACUUUUACAAUCCUCUUACGGUCUUUAUAAAGUAUAGCAACGAAGUUUCUAGUCGAGAUGACUGUAGGCAGUAGUUGGACAAAUCGAGAAUCUAUGUGAGAUACUCGCAUUUCGCUAUAGUUGAAGACGAAGCGCCACGAUUUGGAAGAACUUGUUAUGGAAGAACUCGCAGUGGAAAAUUAAUGGAUUUCGUAUUUAACCUGUCGCUCCAAAUAUGGUCGUUAUCUUCUCCUAUAUCGACAGUUUUUCGAAUACCUGUACGACGUUUGUUUUCGAAACAUAUACGUACGUAGAAAAGGCAGAAAAAUUUGUCGAAGGUUCAAGGAUUUAAGGGAUGCAUGUAGCAUCGAUAGUACCCGUAUGCGAUGCAUUUUUCCUAAUUAGAUAAUAAUGGUGAAUUACGCGCCGCAGAGUCAAGGAGAUAAAGAACGAGCAUGCAGCUGCGUGCUUGAUCACGGUGCGACGCAUGUUCGAUAAUAAUCGCUCUUCGAAGGGUCUCCUAUGUCAGGCGCCAUUUUUUCGAUAAUAAUUCCCCGAUACUCGUUAGCGUCGUUCGUUUUCCUUGAAGAAAAUUAGCCAAAAAAUAAAAGUUACGAAUAUUAGUCUGUUAAACCGACUACGGAAUAAAUGUUUGGAAAUCUGCCGAUUUGUAGCUAAUUGGACAUCUUACUCGUUACGUCGCUCAUCGACUUCAACUGUCUCAGUAAAUUUAAUUAAUCUUUACAAUUAUAUGUUAUAAA
Bombus impatiens (common eastern bumble bee) is the source of this 1667-nucleotide messenger RNA. RefSeq lists its product as uncharacterized. NCBI's taxonomy places the organism in Eukaryota, Metazoa, Arthropoda, Insecta, Hymenoptera, Apidae. Bases 1 to 720 code for a protein of 239 amino acids. The record is from RefSeq and is a predicted model, not a curated record. The transcript is spliced from 3 exons.